CUAUAUCAUUGUUCUUUCUUAAACUUUGCACCAACAACAUUCACUUUACUCUCCCUGAAGCUCAAGCUCAGGCUCAGAUCUUCCUCCUUUCAGCACACUAUCAUAACAUGGCUCGGUCUGCACUGGAUGAGGUUUCGCAAUCUGGUGCAUUUGUGAGAAGCGCUUCUGAAUUCCGUAACUUCAUUUCACGAGACCCGAAUUCGCAGUUUCCAGCUGAAGCUGGGAGAUAUCAUCUGUACAUAUCAUAUGCUUGCCCGUGGGCGUCAAGGUGCCUUGCAUACUUAAAUAUCAAAGGACUUCAGAAAGCCAUCAGCUUUACGUCGGUCAAACCAAUAUGGGAAAGAACAAAAGAAAGUGAUGAGCAUAUGGGAUGGGUUUUUGCUGCUUCGGAUAAGGAGCUAGCAGGAGCUGAACCUGACCCCUUGAAUGGAGCAAAAAGUGUUCGAGAACUUUAUGAGAUUGCUAGUACAAAAUACACUGGAAAGUACACUGUUCCGGUUCUGUGGGAUAAAAAGCUUGGAACAAUUGUCAGUAAUGAGAGUUCAGAGAUAAUUCGCAUGUUCAAUACUGAAUUCAACAGUAUAGCAGAGAACCCAGCUUUGGACUUGUAUCCAACUCACUUGCAAUCCCAAAUCAAUCAGACUAAUGAAUGGAUAUACGACAAGAUAAACAACGGUGUCUAUAAAUGUGGGUUUGCCAAGAAGCAGGAGCCUUAUGAUGAGGCUGUGAAACAGUUGUAUGAAGCAUUGGACAGAUGUGAGGAGAUACUUAGCAAGCAACGAUACCUUUGUGGAAACACAUUGUCUGAAGCAGAUAUUCGCUUGUUCGUUACUCUCAUAAGAUUCGAUGAGGUUUAUGUAGUCCACUUCAAGUGCAACAAGAAACUCCUGCGAGAGUACCCGAAUCUGUUUAACUACACCAAAGACAUCUUCCAAGUUCCAGGAAUGAGCAGCACAGUCCAGAUGGAUCACAUCAAACAACACUACUACGGAAGCCACCCUUCCAUCAAUCCUUUCGGAAUAGUUCCAUCCGGCCCCAACAUCGACUACUCUUCCCCUCAUGACAGAUACAAGUUUUCUGCAUAACUUGUACGAGUGUAUAACUCUGCAUACUGCUUACCAAAACUACACAACUUGUAUCUUCCGUUUCUGCUCAUGUUGUGCAGUGUUUGUGUCUGUAAUGCUCUUUUACUUCGAGGAUGGUUUGUUAGUAUGUUAUGUUGUUAAGUUGGCGAUUACAAUCUCAUAAACAUGCGAAUGAUCUUGUCGGAUUCAUACAUAAACAAUCAUUUCUCACAUUGAUACAUGUUAAUUCGAACACAAUGACCCC
Messenger RNA from Fragaria vesca subsp. vesca, 1329 nucleotides. Its product is annotated as glutathionyl-hydroquinone reductase YqjG-like. Lineage: Eukaryota; Viridiplantae; Streptophyta; Magnoliopsida; Rosales; Rosaceae. The coding region runs from base 108 to 1085 and encodes 325 amino acids. Gene Ontology annotation, molecular function: glutathione transferase activity. Gene Ontology annotation, cellular component: cytoplasm. The record is from RefSeq and is a predicted model, not a curated record. The transcript is spliced from 6 exons.